Tympanuchus pallidicinctus (lesser prairie-chicken) is the source of this 1181-nucleotide messenger RNA. It is a transcript of the gene GPATCH4, whose product is annotated as G-patch domain containing 4. Gene Ontology annotation, biological process: regulation of ribosome biogenesis. Gene Ontology annotation, cellular component: nucleolus. Gene Ontology annotation, molecular function: nucleic acid binding. The record is from RefSeq and is a predicted model, not a curated record. NCBI's taxonomy places the organism in Eukaryota, Metazoa, Chordata, Aves, Galliformes, Phasianidae.
UGAGUCUAUGAUUCCAUGGGUCUUUACGGCGCCCUAUGGGUCCCUCCGAGUCUCGCUUUUUGCGCAUGCGCACAUCCGAAGGACCCGCGCACGCGCCCCUCCCCCUUGAGUGAAGGCAGCGCCGUGCGGAGCGUGCGCGGCGCAUGCGCAGAGAGCGGCGCGGCCGGCCGCGAGGGGAGCCGGGCUGCCAUGAGCGCGGCGGAGCCGCAGGGCGCCGGGCUGCGCUUCGCCGAGCGGGAGCUGAGGCGGCACGGAUGGACGCAGGGCCGCGGGCUGGGGAAGCGGGAGGACGGCAUCGCGCGGCCCAUCCGCCCGAGCAUCAAGUGCGGCACCGCGGGGGUGGGGCACGACGCUGCCGAGCAGUUCUCCUUCCACUGGUGGGAUCACGUCUUCAACGAGGCGGCGGCCAACAUCGCCGUGCGGGACGGGCAGGACGGGGUCUGCGUGGAGGCACGUUCAGAGCAGCGCUGUGGGCUCAGCACUAAGAAGCCCCACAAGGUCCCCCCCCCGGGCAGCACGCUGUAUGGCCACUUCAUUAAGGCAGCCACGCUCACGGCCCAUGGGGAGGAGCCCACCAAGCAGCCGGGGGGCUCCGAGAGCAGCGAGGAGGAAGAGGAGGACAAACCGGACCGCUCUUCGGCCCAGAGGCUGACGGAUGAGGAGCUGGUGCGGGUGUGCGGGGGCCGCACGGCACACAAAGCUGCGCGGCACGGGCUGACCAUGAGCGCCAAGCUGGCGCGGCUGGAGCAGCAGGAGCGCGCCUUCCUGGCUGCCAGGCAGCGCGGAGGGGGGGGGCAGCCCACGGACCCCCAGAGCGGCCCCCCGGCAGAGCUGAGGGACAGCAGGAAGAAGAAGAAGAGAAGGGAACCGUUGGCGGAUGGAACUGAUGUGGAGGAGCUGCGGAGCCAGGAGGCGAACGGAGGAGAGGAGGAGAGAGAGGAGAGGAGAAAGAAGAAGAAAAAGAGGAGGAAGGAGAAGGGGGAGGAGGUGGUUGAGAUGGAGGGACCUGCAGAGGACGCCGGUGGGCCAGGGGAGGCUGAGCACCACCCUGGGGUGGGGAGGAAGAAGAAGAAGAAGAAGAGGCGGAGGGAGGCAGAAUGAAUGCAGCCACCUGGCGGGGGGGGGGGGGGGGGUCCAGAACCCCCUGUGGUGCAUUGGGUGCUCAGAGGGGCCUGGGGAGC